AAAAAAUCGAGGCGCGGAACGCUGUUGUAUCUCCGGUUUCUGUUAAUUUAAUAUCCCGAAAAAGAGCAAAACUCUUCCUACCUGCAGCAUCAUGUUUUAUCACAUAUCGCUGGAACACGAAAUUCUGCUCCACCCGCGGUACUUUGGUCCUCAGCUCAUCGAAACGGUAAAGCAGAAGCUGUACACCGAGGUCGAGGGCACCUGUACGGGGAAGUACGGGUUCGUGAUUGCAGUCACAACCAUUGAUGAUAUCGGCUCGGGCACGAUACAACCCGGACAGGGAUUCGUAGUGUACCCGGUAAAAUACAAGGCGAUCGUGUUUCGGCCGUUCAAGGGCGAAGUGCUGGAUGCCACGGUGAAGCAAGUGAACAAGGUGGGCAUGUUUGCCGAAAUCGGACCACUGUCCUGCUUCAUCUCGCACCAUUCUAUCCCGGCGGACAUGCAGUUUUGUCCGAAUGGGGCACCACCGUGCUACCGGGCCAUGAAUGGUGAGAGCGUGAUAGCGGCGGAAGACAAAAUCCGGCUUAAGAUCGUCGGUACUCGGGUGGACGCGACCGGUAUCUUCGCCAUCGGAACGUUGAUGGACGAUUACCUUGGGCUGGUAGGAAGCUAAUCGAUGGCUAGCGGGCGGAUGAACUGGUUAAUUAAGCAUUUUCUACUUUAUGUAUCGCAUUAAUCACAAAUAUAAACAAGCGAGGAGAACCAA
Anopheles aquasalis is the source of this 706-nucleotide messenger RNA. It is a transcript of the gene Polr2G, whose product is annotated as DNA-directed RNA polymerase II subunit Rpb7. Lineage: Eukaryota; Metazoa; Arthropoda; Insecta; Diptera; Culicidae. The record is from RefSeq and is a predicted model, not a curated record. Gene Ontology annotation, biological process: positive regulation of nuclear-transcribed mRNA poly(A) tail shortening; positive regulation of translational initiation; nuclear-transcribed mRNA catabolic process. Gene Ontology annotation, molecular function: translation initiation factor binding; single-stranded DNA binding; single-stranded RNA binding. Gene Ontology annotation, cellular component: P-body; RNA polymerase II, core complex.